Molecule: messenger RNA, 1110 nt
Organism: Penicillium olsonii
Lineage: Eukaryota; Fungi; Ascomycota; Eurotiomycetes; Eurotiales; Aspergillaceae
Source: the annotation of a GenBank genome assembly
AUGUUCGACAGACCGGAUUAUCUCCUUGGCUUCGGCCUCCCAAGACGAUUGCUGUUAUUGGUCUUCAUUCAUGGCAUCAAUGGCGAGACUGAAUUCCAAGACUUUCCCUUCCUUAUCCAUCGUGCGAUGUCAGACUCACUGGAGCGUUCGCACGUGGUUCGGACUCGCACUCAUAACGCCUACAAAUCCCACGGCGAUUAUCAAGGGGCAAUAUCCAAAGUCCUUGAAUGCCUUCCGUCGGAUGAAGACGAUGGCGCAGAUGUGAUUCUGUUCUGGCAUGGUAUUGGUGGAUUCAUUGCCGCCGAUGUGGCACUGUCGAUCCAGCAUAACAACACACAAACAAGACCAAUCCUAGGCCUUAUCACCUUUGAUAGCCCUUUCUUGGGAAUAAAUCCUCGCGUGCGUGCUGCCAAGGUUGAAUCCUUGUUCCAGAAGAAGCAAGCCUCAAGUGACGACCUGCGGGACUUAAGCUCGACCAUAGGAUUUGAGAUUGCUUCUAAAGAUCCCAACUUCAAACCUGCUGACGCGCCCUAUGAUACGCUUGAUCCCCAAAAGGAAGACAGCCUUCGAUCCCCAAAGGACGAUUUGGUGACAGGGACCAAGCGUAAGGCUGAGGCAAUGUCCGACGAAAAUACCAGGGAAGGUGAUUGCCAGGGAAAGUCCGCGCAUAGUAGCCUUUCCGGACCUUUGAAACCUGCAAGCGGCGUGAACAACUAUUCUGUGCUUCGUCAAAGAUACCAAAAAUCGAAAGAGCUCGAAAUUCUCAAACCCGAGCCUGACGGUGUACGAUUUGUCAAUUACUAUAAUUGCCGCAUCGGGCGCUCAAAAGCAGAAGGAACAAACAAAAAAAUUCGAGCUGAUCAUAUGGUUCCCGGAACCGUGCCACCUGCGCCUUCGAGUUCGGAUCAAAGUUUUAAGCCCCAGAAAACCAGGCCCCACACAUUUGUAGUUCUGCCCUCUCGCCGGAAAGAUGACAAUCAUCCAAAUUGGGUACCGAUCACCAUGGAGGGAUUGGGUAAAGUGACAGCACAUCAGUCAAUGUUUUCACCUGGACCAAGCUUUAAUCACCUUAAGCAUGCUGUGAUCUCCACGGUAAAGCAAUGGAUCUAG